Messenger RNA from Branchiostoma belcheri (Belcher's lancelet), 1574 nucleotides. RefSeq names its product neuromedin-U receptor 2-like. The coding region runs from base 39 to 1574 and encodes 511 amino acids. Gene Ontology annotation, cellular component: plasma membrane. NCBI's taxonomy places the organism in Eukaryota, Metazoa, Chordata, Leptocardii, Amphioxiformes, Branchiostomatidae. Gene Ontology annotation, molecular function: G protein-coupled receptor activity. Gene Ontology annotation, biological process: G protein-coupled receptor signaling pathway. The transcript has 4 exons. The record is from RefSeq and is a predicted model, not a curated record.
AUCACUACCUGUGCCGGUAACGGCCUGUAGGCUACGGUAUGGACGUGUAUAGCGAGCAGUUCGGCCGAACGUUUCGCCUAAUGCCUAAUACGACGGAGAACUUCACCUGGAGCCUGGAGGACCUUUUUGGCCCAGAGUCUGCUCCUCUCUCCAUCCAGAUCCCGCUGACAAUCGUGUACGUCAUCACGUUCAUGACUGGUAUCAUGGGAAACGUCCUGACUAUGAUCAUCUUCACCACAGUCCCCUCUCUCCGCAACCCCACCAACUUCUACCUGCUCAGCCUCGCCUUCUCAGACCUGCUGAUGCUCGUCAUCAACCUGCCGGUGGACAUGACGGAGCAGCUGUUCCAGAAGUCCUGGGUCCUGGGCGACACCGUCUGCCGCAGCCACGUCUUCAUGAACGAGCUCUGCUACUCCGCCACGGUCAUGUCCAUCUGUACCCUCAGCAUCGAGCGCUACAUCGCCAUCUGCCACCCGCUCCAAGCCAAGACCCUGGUCACCAAAGAGCGGACCAUGACCGCCAUCGUGGCCGUGUGGCUGCUGUCCAUCGCCUUCUCCCUGCCGGUGUCCCUGUGGAUCCAGGAGGUGUCGUUCCGGCUGCCGUCCGGAGAGUCGGUGUGGGCCAAGUGCACCAUCCCGCUGCAGUACCAGGAGCAGGUGCAGUACUUCACAGCCGUGGCCACCGUGGUGUUCUUCGUGGUGCCGAUGUGUCUGCUGGCCGGGCUGUACCUCCUCAUCGGCGUCAAGCUGCACAAAACCCGCUCCAACCCGAAGAGCCGCCGGGCGGGCAAGCUGGGCCGGCGAGCCGACGCCCUCAUCAACAAGACCCGCGGACAAGCCGUCAAGAAGUUAGGUCUGGUGGUGCUGGCGUUCGCCGUGUGCUGGACCCCGUACCACGCCCUGCGGCUCAUGUACGUGUACGCCGACAUGUUCGGGUCCACCGAGAAGGUCGUCUAUCUCAACAUGGACUAUGUCAGCACGGUGCUGCUGUACCUGAACUCCGCCCUGAACCCGGUCCUGUACAACCUGGCCUCCAAGCGUUUCCGUCACGAGUUCCGAGUUCUACUCUGCAAAAACCGCUUCAAGAAGUCUGGCCUCGGUGCCCGCAGCUACCACCGCUCCGACAUUUCCUCGGUGCAGAAGACGUCCACCACCGCCACCGUCCUGUCCAACGGGCCGGUGCGCGGCGCGUCCAACGACAGCCGGAUCGGGUCGCUGGACCGCAUCUCCGAGGAAAAGUCGUCCCAGGUGGCAAAGAACGAGUACCCACUGGAGGAGAUCCGCGAGAACGAGAUCAGCAUGAGCCCGGUGUUGGAAUCCCUGAGCCCGAGUCCUGGCAACGGCACGGAGGUCAGCUCCAUCGAGGUUCGACUGCCGGAAACUAACAGCGGAAUCGUCCUGGUGCACGACUGCCCGCGCCAGUUCCGCGAACCGGCGGCCGAAAACAUCGAGCCUCCCCUCGGCAAGGCGUCCUGCAAGCGCAGACACAAGGGUCUGGUGGGCCUUGAGAUAGACGAUGUAGUACCAAACUUUGAGUACCAUAUCAAUAGAAGAAAUGAGACUACCUAUCUGUGA